GUUAGCUGCUACUACCUAAGACUAGCUAAAAACAAAUCCUCGGGUGUCAUGAUGGACUAGUUAUUUCACGUAUGUUUUUAUAAGAAUCUCUACCAAUUUGAGUGUUUUUGCGUAAGGAAAGUUCGCCUUUUGCUUGUAAAUCUUCCUUAUGCUCUCAGUAAGCCAUUUACUGAAGCUUCCGGUUUGCUGUCUUAGUUAAAAUCGUAGAAUGUCUUUUCUGUCUCUGUCCUAUUGGGCCAAAAUCCACCAGAGACCACACAGUUUAGGGACUCUGCUUCACAAAUCCCUGUUUAGUCCGAACCAGGACUCUAGGCACCAGUUCAGUGGGCAGCAGUCUCAAAGGAGGGUUGUUAUUACUGGACUAGGGUUGGUGUCCCCACUGGGGACAGGGACUGGCCUUCCCUGGGAGAACCUGAUCAAAGGACAGACUGGGGUUGUUGCUCUGGACUCAGAAGAGUACAAGACUAUCCCCUGUAAAGUGGCGGCUCUGGUUCCUAGGGGCACUGGUGAGGGGCAGUUUUGGGGAGAAAAGUUUGCCUCUCGAGGGGAAAUCAAUUCAAUGUCACCAGCGACCCUCAUGGCCCUUGGAGCUGCUCAACUGGCGCUGGAGGACUCAGGGUGGUACCCUGAAAGCCCAGAAGAGCAGCUGAACACGGGGGUAGCAGUAGGCAUGGGUAUGGUGUCACUGGAUGAGAUUGCCCGGACUUCUGCUGCCUUCACAGAAAAGGGCUACAACAAAGUUAGCCCCUUCUUUGUUCCUCGUAUCCUGGUCAACAUGGCUGCUGGGCACAUAAGCAUCAAACACAAAUUGAAGGGUCCCAACCAUGCUGUGUCCACAGCAUGCACCACAGGCGCUCAUGCCAUCGGUGAUGCAAGCAGGUUCAUUGCCCAUGGGGAUGCAGUUGCUAUGGUUACAGGGGGAACAGAAUCCUGUGUAGGGCCGCUCUCAGUAGCUGGCUUUGCCAGAGCACGUGCACUCGCCACCAAAUGGAAUGACAGACCUGCGCUGGCGUCAAGACCCUUCCACCCAGAGAGAGAUGGUUUUGUGAUGGGAGAGGGAGCAGCUGUGCUCCUGCUGGAGGAGCUGGAGCAUGCACUGACAAGAGGAGCCAGGAUCUAUGCUGAGGUUCUGGGCUAUGGGCUCUCAGGGGAUGCUAGCCACAUCACCGCACCCACUGCAGAUGGAGAUGGAGCCUUCAGGUGUAUGUCUGCAGCCCUCAGGGAUGCAGGUAUCUCUCCAUCAGAUGUCACGUAUGUCAAUGCUCAUGCCACGUCCACGCCUUUAGGUGACGCAGCAGAAAAUGCAGCGAUCAAGAGGCUCUUCCAACCCAGCUUUGAUAGCCUGGCUGUGUCCUCCACCAAAGGGGCCACAGGACAUCUGCUAGGGGCUGCCGGGGCCCUGGAGGCAGCCUUCACUGCUCUAGCCUGCUAUCAUGGGGUGCUGCCCCCGACCCUUAACCUAAACCGUACAGAACCAGAGUUCAAUCUGAAUUAUGUUCCCUGCAGAGCGCAGCCAUGGCGAACUCAGGGCCGACGGAUUGCCCUCACAAACUCGUUUGGGUUUGGUGGUACCAAUGCCUCGUUGUGUCUCAGCAGUUUCUGAUCAUCUGUGUGUUUCCUUCAACAAUAUUUCUGAUAUUAAAGUGACACGAAAGCC
Molecule: messenger RNA, 1657 nt
Organism: Nothobranchius furzeri (turquoise killifish)
Lineage: Eukaryota; Metazoa; Chordata; Actinopteri; Cyprinodontiformes; Nothobranchiidae
Gene: oxsm
Product: 3-oxoacyl-ACP synthase, mitochondrial
Biological process (GO): fatty acid biosynthetic process
Cellular component (GO): mitochondrion
Molecular function (GO): 3-oxoacyl-[acyl-carrier-protein] synthase activity
Source: RefSeq, a predicted model, not a curated record